Molecule: messenger RNA, 4382 nt
Organism: Zophobas morio
Lineage: Eukaryota; Metazoa; Arthropoda; Insecta; Coleoptera; Tenebrionidae
Gene: MnM
Product: muscle M-line assembly protein unc-89
Exons: 4
Coding region: 57-4367 (1436 amino acids)
Molecular function (GO): protein binding
Source: RefSeq, a predicted model, not a curated record
UAUAUUUAUCUGGUGCUGGCACAGUGGUGACGGUCUUGCGAAGAUGAUAGUGUGCUAUGGGGAACACUCACGCUAAGCCCCAUCCUCGACCAAGAAACAAGAAACAAGUACACUGGAAAGCUGCAGUUUCAGAUGUUCAAGAAAUUCAGGCAAAUGUGGACAAUAAAAGCCCUGAGCCUUUCAAGAGUUGUGACCGCCCCUCACCACCCGGCAAACCGCGCCUCUCAUCCGACAGCGACUUAACACCCGACCUAGUGACCAUCGUCUGGUUAAAACCCAUCCGUGAUGGCGGCUCUCCAAUCACCGGCUACCUCGUGGAACACCGUCGAACAGGUUCACCCCAUUGGGUCCGCGCUGCUCCAGUUCUUAGUCCUAUCCCAGAACUUACCCUAAGUGGACUUGAACCCGGCUGGCGGUACCAAUUUCGGGUACGCGCAGAAAAUGCCGUCGGCUUAUCAGACCCCAGCGAGAUAUCCGAACCCCUUACAGUCACUCUCCAAAAAUUUGCAAUCACCGCCCCCAAGUUCACCGAAGAAUUGAAAGAUGUGACGGUGCUGGAAAACGACAAGGUGGAGUUCAUUGUCCACUUUCUGGGACAACCUCCGCCUAAAGUCUGCUGGUUCAAGGACGGGUUUGAGAUAUUCAGUAGUCGCAGGACGAGGAUUUUUACAGAGAAUGAUAAAAGUAUUUUGACUAUACACCAAAGUGCGUUAUCGGAUGAAGGAGAGAUUAAAUGUACAGCCACAAAUAAAGCUGGACAUGCUUCCACGAAAGCUAGAUUGUCUUUGGAAGCACCACCCAGUAUACGAUUGCCGCGGCAGUAUGAAGAUGGAUUGUUGUUCGAAAUUGGUGAAGUUUUACGAUUGAAAGUGUCUGUUGCUGGACGUCCGACUCCUCUGGUUUUUUGGAGCCACGAUGGAGAAACGAUUCAAAAUAACGAUCGAUAUGAAAUCGAAUACGUCGAUAAAUGCUCGAUUUUGAAGGUUGGGGAAGCUUCAAGAACCGAUAGGGGAGAGUACCAAAUUAAGGCUGUCAAUAAAAUAGGGGAAGAUAUUACUUCGUUCUUAGUUACAAUAACCGACAAGCCGUCUCCUCCUGGUAAAGCCAGGGUUGUUAUGACUCUCGGAAGAUCAGUUACUUUGUCUUGGAGCAUCCCUGACGAUGACGGUGGUUGCAAAAUCGGUAACUAUAUUAUAGAAUAUUACAGGUUAGGGUGGAACGUUUGGCUUAAAGCAGCCACCAGUAGGCAACUAACCACGAUCUUGGGAGACUUGAUUGAAGGGAGCGAGUACAAAUUUAGAGUGAAAGCAGAAAGUCCAUAUGGAGUGAGUGAACCUAGCGAAGAAUCUGAUAUUGUUUUUAUACCAGAUCCCAAGAGAGGCAUAACUUCGCCCCAAGCACGUAGCAGAAGUCAACCCAAAGACAUUAUUGAUGAAAUUGCAGCCCCUAUUGCCGCCAGGAGAAAGAAAACUCAACCCAGAUCCCAAUCUUCUACCGCCAAAGUCGAAGCUUUUACUACCAUGUGUGAUGAAACUCCAAAACGACCAGACAGGAAUCGAAUUAAAAGUCCACCUAAAACGCCUGAUCUUUCUCCUAAAGCUACUAGGAAAGAGUUCAGUCAACAAACUCUUAUUGACAGAGCGUCUUUAGCCCGUGAACUAGCUUACGGAAGCCCGGAAAUCAAGGUCAAGAAAACCGAAGUAGAUUUACCAAAAUCGAACUAUAUCAGAACUAGCCCUCCUGAAAGACCGCCUCCUGCUCCUGCUGUUGUUAAAUCUCUAAGUCCCCCACCUGCACUUAAACCUAAAAGUCCUAGUCCGUCACCACAACCCAAAACACCAAGCCCGAGUCCCUCGCCUCAACCUAAAACACCCAGCCCAAGCCUUUCGCCCCAACCUAGAACUCCCAGUCCCAGUCCUUCUCCUUACCCUAGAACUCCUAGUCCAAUCUCUCCACCUCCACCUAAAUCACCUAGUCCAAGUCCCGCACCCGUCGCUAAAACCCCCAGCCCCAAAUCGUCUCUCGUAAACGAAGACAAAAACAAAACACCAAGCCCCAAAGACAAGCGCAGCUUUCUUCGUGAAAAAUCGGAAACUUUCGAAGAAAGUUCCGAGUUUAUGUUAGUUCUGUAUCCGGACCGUCAAGAAAAAGGUUCAGGCCAACGGAGGUCUUCUCAAAACAUAGCGUUUGAUUUUGACGAAUUCGAUAUUCCACCUCCGAUUUCCUUAUCUGCACCAGAACUGGGAGUGGAACCACCAAUUUUCGAAAAUCUCAAACCUUCAGCAAGUUCCACCGAGUUGUUACACGAGCGCGCCAUGAUGAGGUUCAACGAAGCUGCAGCCGCUGAAGAAGAAGAACUACGGAAACGCAGGAAGUUCAGUUAUGACGGUCAACACACUAUUGAAAUACCGAAAAUACAAAUCAACUCGAAGGAUGAUACGGAUAUCGUUGGACUUGAACGGAAACCAUCCCGGCGAAGAUCUUCAGGAAGUGUCGUCCAACAACAACUUCUAUGGGCGCAAAAAAGGUUCAGUUUGAAGAAUUCGGGCGACUUGACUGAAAUGGUAGAAAACAAACGACAAAAGUCGCCGAAACCUAACACCAGUCCAGACUCGACGAAAAAAGAAAUGGUGCGGCAAAGAUCCGAAUCCGAAGAACGCGAAGAAGAAGAGUUCGAAAAAGUGAGAACUAAAAUGGCACUCAAAGGUCAGUCGAGUUUUGAAAAACGCAGCAUCGAAGUCGUGGAUGAAGACAAGUGGAUGGAAGAUUACGAAGAGAGUUUAUCGGAAUCGGAAACUGAAUCUUCGGAGGAUGAACGAAACUAUGAAGAAAAGCCGCCACCACGAGCGUACAGCGAUGAAGAUGAAGAUACGUACCAUCCAGGGUUCAUGACUGGACCACGACAGCUUUCAGCAAAAGACGAACCUUUUGAAAUCUUAACAAAACGCAACAAACUGCCUGACCCGAAUUUUGUUCCAAAACCUAUUUUGAAGAGAACGGAAGAAAAGGUGGAACCCGUUAUUAAAGAAACACCGAAGGAGGUAGUGAAAGAAACACCAAAGGAGAUACUUAAGGAAACAGCUUCUGCAAAAACGCGUUCUCACUCUCCUAGACCACAAUUUAGACAGCCGCAGGAUAUCACAAGAGAACGGUCCCAGUCAUUAGCGCAGCCAACACUGGGACCAGGAGUAUCGAAUAAAAUUUUCCAAAGAUCGUUUUCAGUUAGUGAGACGGAAAAGGCUAACAUACCGCAAAACUUAAUGCCUUCGUCUAAUAUUGCACCGGGUCAAAACAUAUCAGCGGUAGCUACACUUUGUGGAAUCACGGCUGCAAGUAUCGUAAUUCCACAGGAACUAUUACGGAAGAAAACAGACGAAGAGGAAGCCAAAGUUGUCGUCGAUCAUUAUAUGGAUAUUGUGAGAAAUUAUGGACAAAGAAAGAGGAGCAAUCCGCAAAUUAUCACUAACUGGAAAACUAUUGAUGAACCAAAGUCGACUCAGAGAAGUUGGGACGCUCUUGAAGACACAGAAGACAAAGAAGAUACAACUCCAUUAAAUAAGACAAUGGAAGAACCUAAACCAGUCCAGCAACCUUGGAAAGCGCCUGAAGAAAUCCCCAAACCUGUUCAGACACCGUGGAGAAGUUCCGACAUUAAAGAACAAGUACCAUUAAGACCCAUGCAACCUACAUGGUUAAAUCUCCAGGAAAAAGAACCUUCUCCACCACCAGUCAAGCAAGAACCACUACAAAUAUCAAACACUAUUAAACCUUAUAAACCUGAAACGGUUCAAAAAAGAAGCGACAGAAGUCCGUCGCGUUCACCUUCUCCUCACAGAGUCCUUCCAAGUCAGCAGCGUGGCAGAAGUAUGCAGGAAGGACGUCGUAGAAUUUCCACAAGAUCAAAAACACCCACAAAAUCCCCGUCAAGACUAGAAAAUUGGUCCGGACGUUCGCAGAGAAAAUCUUCACCUUCUCCCAUGAAAGUAAAGACCACCACUAGAAGAACACCAUCGCCGUCUCCAAUUCCACUCGCUAAACCUAAACCGAAAUUGAAGGAAAUCAUGACGCAAACCUCUAUCGGACUGGAAUUAAAUUAUUCCAGUGAUUCCAGAACGUCGACCCCGAACGACAAGCGCCAAGAAGAAUUGCUGGCAAAAGCAGAGUUUAAAGUCAAGAGUUUCGUUGAUUAUCUUACAGAUUUGGCAAUGUUUGCUGUUGCUUGCUGGUUGUAUUUAUUCAGUAACGAACUUUUGGCAAUCCCUGUUUUGUUGGUUAUGGUUUACAGACAGUUGAAGAAUGAAAUUGGAAAGCGAAUACCCAAAUGGAUUGUGCGACGGUUCAAUAAAACAAAAACGACAAAAAAAUAAAUGUCUUUUCGAAAA